AAGUGAGAUAAAAUUGGCUAGUUGAUAUGCUAAAACUGGAGGUGUUGGGAAGCGAAAGUAUAGUAUAAAAUAAUGUUGUUUGGUACUAAAAUGCUGGUAUUUAUUUCGUAGUGAAUACACCCUAUAACAGCACUAUAUAUCUUCAAGUCACGACUUGAUUGUCAACAACCAAGCAAAUCCAGUAGCUAGCUAGCUAUCUGAACAGUUAGCUAGGCUAGUUAGUGCUAACGCUAUCUAAACAGGGCUGGAUUUGACCAGUAGAUUUAACAACAGCUAACGUUGAUUUGUUGGUAGAGUUGAGGCAAAAUGUCGAUUCAGUACGAGGAGCCUGCAUUGGCAGAGAGCUAUGGUGUUGUGGACUCUUUCCCAAAGGAUUUUGGCUACGGAGUGGAGGAACCAGAUAUCGAGGAGGAGAGCACGACAUCAGGUGACAGUAAACCAAGGAUCCUGUUGAUGGGAUUGCGGAGAAGUGGGAAGUCAUCUAUUCAAAAGGUGUGUUGUUAUACUUCUGUUAGUUUAGUUCUCCAAUAAACUGCUGCUGCCCAGUUCUUCUGUGCGUCACUACAAUUUGUAUAAUGUGAAUGCACUAUAAUCUUUAUGCAUGGUACACUACUCAAGUUGUAUAGGCGGCAGGUAGCUUAGUGCUUAAGAGCGUUGUGCCAGUAACCGAAAGGUCGCUGGUUCUAAUCCCCGAGCCGACUAGGUGAAAAAUCUGUCGAUGUGCCCUUGAGCAAGGCACUUAACCCUAAUUGCUCCUGUAAGUCGCUCUGGAUAAGAGCGUCUGCUAAAUGACUAAAAUGUAAAAAUUUUAAAUGUUGAUUACCUAGCUAGGUAGUCAAGUAGUCAUUUACACUGAUUGUAUUUGUCUAAUUUAAACAUACAUUGCGCUAUAUCUAGGUUGUAUUCCACAAGAUGUCGCCCAACGAGACACUAUUCUUGGAGAGCACCAACAAAAUCUACAAGGAUGACAUCUCCAGCAGCUCUUUCGUAAAUUUUCAAAUCUGGGACUUCCCUGGUCAGGUGGACUUCUUUGACCCUACCUUCGACUAUGAGAUGAUUUUCAGGGGCACGGGGGCUUUGAUAUUCGUCAUUGAUGCUCAGGUGAGACAAUUCCAAGGUAACACACUUUAAUUACGCUUUAAAAUGUAUGCCAAACAAAAACCAAAGAUUAACAAAUCAUACAACUCUAAUGGCUACUUAGAAAAAUGUACACAGUGAAAAAAAAAAAAAAAAAACAUUUACUGGAAAAACUGCAGAUGCAAAGUUUGGUAACAGAAUUAUGGUAAAAUCUCCCUCAGUUUUAUUAUUUUACCAAACGUUGUAUCUGCACAGUUCUUCCUGUUAAUGUGUUUUUGUAAAAUGUUCAGUGGAAAUUGUUAAAAGUAGUCCUUGUGCAUAGAAUUGUAUGGUUUGUUAAACUCUGAAAUCAAUGGUUUUUGUUUGGAGUCUCAGCAUGGAGUCUCAGCAUAAUUCUGUUAUCAUGGAAUUACCCACUACCCAUGGCAAACAUUGAGAAGGCUCUUCUUGUCUACAGCAGUCCUGGGGAACUGACUGUACAGCCUACAGUUCCACUGAUCUUUAUUUAUUUAAAAAAAUUGUCUGCUGCAUUGUCUCUGCUCUGCUUAUGCCUUUGUUCUCUAUUGGUUUCAUCAGGAUGAUUAUGUUGAAGCCUUGGGGAGGCUACAUCUCACAGUGUCCCGAGCCUACAGGGUCAACCCAGAGAUCAACUUUGAGGUGUUUAUCCAUAAGGUUGAUGGCCUGUCAGACGAUCACAAGAUAGAAACCCAAAGAGAUGUCCAUCAGAGAGCCAACGAUGACCUGGCAGAUGCCAGCCUGGAGAAGCUUCAUCUCAGGUUAAGGGCCCGACACACUUCACUCAAACUAUGCAAACGCAGCAACAGAGCGUCGUUUUCACAUGUAGUUCUAUGUACUUUUGUGUGGCUCAAAUUUUGGAACGGACCGUAUACGGCGCUCUGUUUGCAUGACGUGUGUAACAGCCUUUAGUAUAAAGGACAAGACACACCAUAACGAACGUCGGCCGUGCGCAGUAGAUCACCUGCUGGGUGUGGACCAACUGUGGCUAUUCAACAUGAAGAAUCUUAGGGAAAUGAACAGUAGUAAAUGACAGCUGAUGUUCGGUGGUCAGAGGAGAUAUGAAGGCCACACGCUGCUUUUAACCAUUCGUCGGUGCGGUCUGUUUUGUCCUUAAUUGGUGGUAGGUUAGGUAUGUGGCCGACUGUUACUCAGAGGGAUCAGCUUGUUUUUGACCUAACAAGUUGGGAAAGGAACUGUUAGAAACACAGGAAAUAUAACUGCGAUCUCAAUUCUCUCUCCCUCUUUCUCCUUUUCUAUGUUUCAGCUUUUAUUUGACCAGCAUCUAUGACCACUCUAUAUUUGAGGCUUUCAGUAAAGUUGUCCAGAAGCUCAUUCCUCAGCUACCAACAUUGGAAAACCUUGUGAACAUUUUCAUAUCAGUAUGUAUUCUUUUGACCAAUAAGCUGAUUUGAACUGAUGCUUGUUUUUCUGCACUUCUACACACAUCACAACAUAUGUUUUUGCAAUGUUUUAGUCCUUUCGAUAAUGUUUCUUAUGUCAAAACAUUGCCCCUGUGUUUUUAUUUUUGGACAGAACUCUGGGAUUGAGAAAGCCUUCCUAUUUGACGUGGUCAGUAAGAUCUACAUCGCCACCGACAGCUCCCCUGUGGACAUGCAGUCAUACGAGCUUUGCUGUGACAUGAUCGAUGUUGUCAUCGACGUCUCUUGUAUCUAUGGGUGAGUGAAAAUGAUAUGCCAGGGUUCCCCAACUGGCGGACCGCGGGCCGAAUUUGUCACUCAGGUGGUUUUAUUUGGCCUCCCAAGUUUUCUGAGCAAAAGGAAAGAAAUAAAAACAUGUAAAAAGAAAUACAAAUAAUUAAAAAUCAUUGUUGGACAUAAAACACCAGAAAAACAUCAGGAAAUCAGCUCCAAGUGAUUUUACUUUUGGAAAUCUGUUCCCAAGUAUUUCCACGCAUAAUAGAGAUGUGAUCGUAUACAAAUGUAAGCAAGGUUUGAAAUUAUAAUGUUUUAGUCAAAUAUUAUGUGUUUGGGCUUCUUGUGGUCAAUUUGUAGUCUACAAAUAAUUUGUAAUUAUGUUCCGGCCCCCUGACCAUCUGCUCCAGAAAAAAUCGCCCCUCAUUUUAAUCUAGUUGAUGAUCCCUGUCAUGUCAUUUAAAAAAGUGUGUAUUGGACAUCUAUUAACAGUCUCUUCAUACAAUUACAUUGUACAUGCUUGGGAUUUAUGUGAAAAUCAUUGAAAUCAACAAUGCAGUGAAUACGCAUCACUGCCUGGCACCGUAUUCGGUUGAAGCAUGUGGUAAGGAUGCUUUUGUGGUUGCAGAGGUUGACAAGGAAUCGUAGAUUGCUGUGAUUGUGAAAAGCUAUAAUGGAGAGCUUUGAGUUUAUUUUGUGAUUGUAAAAAGUGAAUUGCUUUGUGGUCUUCCAUUGCAGCCUGAGGGAAGAUGGAAGUGGCAGUGCCUAUGAUAAGGAGUCUUUGGCCAUCAUUAAGCUCAACAACACCACCAUACUCUACCUGAAAGAGGUCACCAAGUUCCUAGCCCUCGUUUGCAUCCUUAGAGAGGAGAGCUUUGAAAAGAAAGGUGAGAUUUUACCAUUUUAUAUUAGCAUCUUGUGUUGAUUUGACCGACAUGCAUAUAGCCUUUAGAAGAAGUUUAACAUGCCGCACUACCAUUCUUAUCUCAUUUGUAGUCCUGGGAGUUACUGGCCCAAUUUUUUUGGGGACAUAUAUUCAUAUAGCGUGAUAUGUUUUCUUUCAGGUUUAAUAGACUAUAACUUCCAUUGUUUCCGCAAAGCCAUCCAGGAGGUGUUUGAAGUGGGGUCAUUGACACAGAGGACAGGCAGACUACAGCCAAGCUCGUCCAACAACAGCUUGUCCAGCGUAAAAUUUGGUGUAUUAAACGGAAGUGCUGUUUAG
Molecule: messenger RNA, 3969 nt
Organism: Coregonus sp. 'balchen'
Lineage: Eukaryota; Metazoa; Chordata; Actinopteri; Salmoniformes; Salmonidae
Source: the annotation of a GenBank genome assembly